AUGCUAAUUCUAUUUUUAUUAUCAACAUUUGAUAUAAUUGAUAAAAUAAAUGGUAAGAAGGAAAAUAUCGCAGAAGCAAAAAUACAAAUAGAAAGAAAUAAAUUAUCGUGUCAUAAUGGCUGGGUACCGUAUGCAUCAACCGGAUCAGUUAAAUACACUCAUUGCUUGAAGAUUUUAACGGUAUUCCGGAUGACAUGGCAACAAGCUGAAGAAAGCUGUCGACAAGUUGGAAAAGAUGCUCAUCUAGUUUCGAUACAAACUAUGGAACAAAUUAGCUGGCUUACAGAAGCGAUUGAUAGAGAAAUGCAAAUAAAAGGGAAAUCAUUGUAUACAUUAUUUCCAAAAAAUUCUCCAUGGUUUGAUUCUGGCUGGUGGAUUGGACUUGGCCAAUUAUGUCCGAAGAGUCAAAGUGAUCAAAUGCCUUCCUUCAGAUGGACUGAUGGAAAAUUAUUUGCAAAUGAUAAAUUGAUAAUUGGUGAUGUAAAACUUACCGUACCAAAAUCAAACAAAUGGGAUAAUCAUUAUUGUGUUUUUUAUGAUUUUCAAAAAUCUCCUACCGGAUUAGCAACACAUCGAACAUUCAAUAUUACCACAUGUUCAGAUCGUCGACGAUUUAUUUGUCAAAUGCCAGCUUUUUCACAGGAUCAACUUUCUAGUGGUGGUAGUGCUAUUGUAACAGAGGAAGAAGUAGAAAUUACGGAAAGCGCAAAUAGUGAACUUACCGCUGAUUUUCCAUGUGGUGUUGAUCCAUUAUUUUGUCCAUUAAAAACAAGCCAAGGAACUGUAUGCUAUCGUUUACAAACUGAGCCAUUUUAUUGGGAACAAGCAAUGAAAGAAUGUGAUGCAAAACAUCAAUCUGAUCUUACUUCAAUUCAUUCAAAAGAAGAAGCAAAUUUCAUUUAUGAAAUGGUACAAUUACAACCAUCAAUAAGUGGUGAAACAAAAUAUUGGAUUGGAUUGCAUCGAAGAAAUGCCCAAAGUCAAUACGAAUGGUCUGAUGGUUCAUCAUUUGAUUAUUUAUUGGAACGAUUAAGAAAUGACGAUCCGGAUGAAGAGAGAGGUAUUUGUGUUGCAAUACAAUUCAAUGUUAGUACGAAAUUACUCCAGAAACAACCGCUAUAUAAUCUUUUUGGUGUUCCAAUUCAAGUAACAAAGAAUACUCCAGCAUAUUUUUGGACACAUCAACGAUGUGAUAAUCGUCAUUUGGCGAUAUGUCGUAAACCAGGCUUUGAUUAUCAUUCUCGUUUUGAAUUAUCAGCAAAAGAAGAAAGAAGAUUGAAAAAGCAAAGCAACUGGAAAUGUUCAAACGGAUACAAAUUAUUCAGAGGAAUGUGUUAUAAAUUAUAUGGAACAAAUAAUAAUGGUGUAACAUUCAGUGAAGCUAUUCAACGUUGCAAAAAUGAAAAAGCUAAUUUGGUUAGCUUAACUGAUAUGUAUGAAAAUGGAUUUGUUACAUCAAUGUUGCAAAAUUUAAAUAGUAAUGCAUGGAUUGGUAUGGAUAUGACAGAUGGACGAGUACGAUGGUUGGAUGGUGAACCGUUAAAAUUGAUCCGUUUUGGUCCAGAUAAUCGAGUAAUCCGGAUUGGCGGUGAUCGACAUAUUUUUCAAAAUGUUGGUGAACCUGGUUUUUCCAAUGAGGCUUGUGUUGCAUUAGAUGCUACUAAUAUGGUCGGAUAUUGGAAUAUUAUCUUCAAUAAAACUAAUUAUGUUUUUCCUAGUGGUUCAACAAAAGCAGAUAACAAAUCAAAUCAGUGUGAUACAAUGGAAUUACCAUAUAUUUGUGAAACUUAUGCAGAUGAAUCAGCAAAUGUAAUUCAAAACAAAAAGACAUGCAAUGAAAUCGAUGAUAUUACAUACUGUUUUCUUCUCAAUGAUCCUAAUAAGCAUAUUAAUGGUCAUUUUAAUUUUGUUGAUGCAUCUGAAAUUUGUGCAACAUUACCAACAAAAUAUACAAAUUACGGUAGAAAAUAUGGUCAAUUAGCACAAGCUGAUAACAUUUUCGAAUGGUUAUUUUUGACAGCAAUGGCAUUGGAGAAUGAUUACGAUGAAUUCUUUAUGGGUAUUCGUUUCCGGAAAUCAGUUGGGUUUGAAAGAACAGAUAACCUUCGAUUACGUCUAGCACCUUGGGAUAUUGGUGAACCAAAUUUAAAAAAUGGCAAUUGUGUUGUUUUGAAAAUUGGCAGAAAUGGUCCUGCAUGGUACAUUGAUGAUUGUAUGAAACGUAAACCGAUCGUUUGUCGACUUACAAAUGAAGAACCAAUGAGUAUGGUACCACAAACAGUACGUUGCCCAGAUGGUAAAGAGGAUUGGAUUCUUGGUGAAACACAUUGUUAUCAUUUAGUGAGUAAUACAUCAAUGUUUAGCUCAGGAUUUAAAGCAGAUCAUGAUUGUUUCAAGUAUUUUAAUGCAACAUUGGCAAGUUUUGAAACACAAAAAGAUUUUGAAUUAUUCAAAAGUCACAUACUGCAUAAUGAAUUAUCCGUAUCAAAUGCUUUAAUUGGGCUCAUUCGACAACAACACGGUUCAUAUGCUUGGAAAGAUUUGUCACCGGUGACAUUUCUGAAUUGGGCUGAAGAUGAACCGGCUGAUACGAAAGGUCGAAUAAUUCAACAAUGUGUGAAAAUGCAACUUAAUGGUAAUUACACUUGGCAUAGUCUUAGCUGUUGGCAAAGUACACAUUUCUUAUGUUCAACACCAGUUGUUAAUGUAAACUACAAUCCUUCUGCAAGAGAAAAUGAUAAAAAUGAAGGAUUUUCAUCGCAACAAUUAUCAUAUGAUAAGGAACGAAAUAGUAGGAAGAAAUUACCCAACGAUUAUGAUAGUUAUUCUAGUAAAACAGAUCAAAGUUUAUUACCAGUGCCAUCAACUCAAUCAAUAAGCGCAAUUAGUACAUUCGGUGAAAUUUGUUUAGUGCUUAUCGUAGCGCUAAGUAUAGUUGGCGGUAUACAAUUGUGGAAACGAAAACGACGAUUGCGCUUAAGCAGUCAACGAAUUGUACAAUUUGAUCAACUUCAAAAUGAGGAAGAAAAUACCAUGUAG
Messenger RNA from Brugia malayi, 3039 nucleotides. RefSeq lists its product as uncharacterized. Bases 1 to 3039 code for a protein of 1012 amino acids. The record is from RefSeq and is a predicted model, not a curated record. The transcript is spliced from 23 exons. Lineage: Eukaryota; Metazoa; Nematoda; Chromadorea; Rhabditida; Onchocercidae. Gene Ontology annotation, molecular function: signaling receptor activity.